AUGGCAACCAGACUGGAAACACCCACUUCAGACCCCGAAUGGGCUGCGUUGAUCGCCACCGUCAAUGACGACCUUCCUGAGACUCGCACUGUAUACCAGACGCCGCUCCCACACACAGUGUCUCGCACUAUCGAUCACACACAGCUCGCUCUUGACGCGACAGAGUCCCAAAUCGACACGCUCUGCGCCGAAGCCCGCCAACACAAGUUCGCAACCGUAUGUGUUCGACUACCCUUUGUCGCCCGCGCAGCACAGAACCUGAAGGAGGUCCAAGAUGAAGUCGGUAUAGCCUGCGUGGUUGGCUUCCACGAGGGAACACAGUCUACAAACAAAAAGGUCGAGGAAGCCACGGCCGCCGUCGCAGCUGGUGCCACGGAGCUCGACAUGGUUCUCAACUGGCCGCUUCUAAAGCAAGGCAAAUACCACGCUGUGUAUGCCGACAUUCAUGCCGUCCGCCGUGGCGCUCCGCCCCCCAAGACAAAACUCAAGGUCAUCCUAGAGACAUCCCAGCUGUCGCGCGAGGAGAUCAUCGCGGGAUGUGUGGUUAGUGACAUGGCUGGUGCAGAUUUUGUUAAGACGUCUACGGGGUUCAACGGCGCUGGAGCAAAUAUCGAAAACGUGAGAUUGAUGAGAGAGGUGGUGGAUAUGCUGGCCAAUGGCUGCCAGGUGAAAGCUUCGGGGGGUGUGCGCUCUGCAGAAAAUGCUGUCGAGAUGCUGAAAGCUGGGGCAUCGCGUAUUGGGGCCAGUGCUGGGGUUGCAAUCGUGAAGGAAUUGGCAGGCGGUACCAAGUCGGUGCCAGUCAGGGGCGCUGCAGGAGGUUAUUAA
This is a messenger RNA of Talaromyces rugulosus, 825 nucleotides long. RefSeq lists its product as uncharacterized. Bases 1 to 825 code for a protein of 274 amino acids. The record is from RefSeq and is a predicted model, not a curated record. Gene Ontology annotation, biological process: carbohydrate catabolic process; deoxyribonucleotide catabolic process. Gene Ontology annotation, molecular function: deoxyribose-phosphate aldolase activity. Lineage: Eukaryota; Fungi; Ascomycota; Eurotiomycetes; Eurotiales; Trichocomaceae. The transcript has a single exon. Gene Ontology annotation, cellular component: cytoplasm.